AUGAGUACCAUUCAUAAAACUACUCAACGACAAGGAUUACAUUCUAUUGCACAACAUAAAACAUCAUUAAUCAAUAAUAAUAAUAAUAAUAAUAAUAUGACAUCAUUACAGUCUGAAUUAUUAUUACUGGAUCAAUUACUUGAUCAAAAACAAAUUAUUGAUUAUUUAUUGAAUAAAAAUACAUUUUCAUUAUUUAAUGAUGAUACUAAACUAUGGACAAUAGAAUGGUUACAAAACUAUUUAGAUAUAUUAACUGAAUUUGGACAAAUUCUUUUAAAAUCUAAUAAAAAUUGUACUAUUCAUUUAAAUAUUGAUGAUAUUCUCCCUGUAACAUGUUUAUGGCAUAGUUAUUUACAAAGAAGUUUAAUGUUAUAUUCUAUAGAAGAUAUAAUAACAACACAUAAUGAUCCAUAUCGAAAUCAAAAAAUCAAUUUUCAAUGGGAUAUGUAUAUUAUAUUACAUAAACCUAAUCAAUAUCAAUUAAGACCAUAUUUAUUUAAUAAUAAUAAUAAUAAUAAUAAUAAUAAUCAUAAUAAUAAUAAACAAUCUAUUAUGAAUUAUAUACCAAAUUAUUAUUAUCUAACUAUACCAUCAAUGAAUAUAGAGAAAAUGGAAUCAUCUAUUGAAUCCUAUAAAAAACAAGAAAUCAAUGAUCCAUAUGAAUUAUUUCGUAUUUCUGAUCAUUUUACAUUGAUUGAUCAAUUGGAUCAAUGGGAUUUAAUUUCACCUCAAAAAAUAUGUCAAUUAUUAUUUACAAUAAUAUUACCGGAAUGUUUAAAUGCAACAUUAAUAAAUGAUUUAAAUCAGAAUAGUUUAAAAGUAAUUAGUUGGAAAUGUUUAUUUAAUGAUAAUGAUAUUAAUAAAGUAAUUGAACAAGGUUAUUAUCCAAUUGAAGUUGUAUUUGAUUUAAAUAGUAUAGGUGUUAAUUCAUUUUAUUAUAAAUCGGAAUUAUGGAAAACUCAACAAUUAACACGUAAAAUACAAUUGAAUAAAAGUAAUCAUUUAUUAUCAACAUCAAUUAUUGAUCAUAAUAAUAAUAAUAAUAAUAAUAAAUCAGAACGAAGUUAUCAUUCAUCAGUUACUAUGCCAAAUAUUUUAAUUAUGUAUAUUAAUUUUCAUCCAGUUUUUUCAUUUAAUGAUUUAAUCAAUAAUAAUACUAAUACUAAUACUAAUAUGAAUAAUCAUCUCUCAAAAACUCAAUUAGCAACUACAACAAAUCGAUAUAUAUCUAUAUAUUGGAAACAGAAUUUUUUAAAAUAUAUUCCUUCAUUAGAAUUAAUCAAUAAUCAAUUAAAUCCUGAUUUACCAUUAUGGUCAAUAUGUAAUUCUAUUAAACAAGAUUAUAUUUUACAAAAAAUUAAUUUCUUUCAUUCUUAUUUACAUUAUAAAUCAAUAAGAAUUUUAUUAAAUUUAUUACAAUUCAAUGAUUUAUUAUAUCAUACAAAUUUAUUAAAAUUAUUUAAUAUAAAAAAUAUAAUUGAAUUAUAUUUACAAUUAAUUAAUGAACAAUUCAAUCAAUCAAUUAAUAAUUCAGAUCAAAAUCAAUUAAAUAAUCUAAAUAAAAAAUCAAUAUAUAAUUGGCAAUAUCAAUAUUUCUAUGAAUUUAUAAAUGAUUUAUUAAAAAAAAUGAUUCAUAUAUUAUUCAAUAAAAAAUUAUUAUCAAUAACAAGUCCUGAAAGUAAUUUAUUAUAUUUCAAUAAUAAUGAUAUAAUAAAUAAAAUAAUAAAUCAAUCAUAUAUGAUCUUAAAUUCAUGGUAUCAUAGUCCAUUACAAUUAAGAAAAUUAAUAUUAAAAAAAAUUGAAAUUUUAACAAAAUUUAUUCAUCAAUUUAAUCUAUUAUAUCCAGAUAAACAAAUUUCAUGA
Messenger RNA from Schistosoma spindalis, 1863 nucleotides. Lineage: Eukaryota; Metazoa; Platyhelminthes; Trematoda; Strigeidida; Schistosomatidae. The record is from the annotation of a GenBank genome assembly.